GCAACGUGCACGAGAGUAAUUAUGGCCCAUCCAAAAGCAUCGUUACGCGCCUCACACAUUACCGGAGGCUCUCAGUCGCAAGCUCCAAGCGCAGCAGCUUUGUCGCGGCUCAGCGAGAAGAAGAAAGAAUACGAUGCGGUAUGCGCACUCGAUCGCGCCAGUGCUAUGUUCGUGAAGCGGAUUGAGGGCCUGAGCGCAGACUGUGAUGUUAUGGCUGAUGCUGGGAUAGUGCACGGCCAGGUUCUCGCGCAGUGGCCCCAGAUGUUCAAGAUUCUGGAGACUUUCUUAUCCACCAGGGAACAGAUACGUGAAGAGGAGGAGGACGUUCCAGCGCCACCCGCAGGGGAACGCCUUGUUCGUGUCCCCAUGGAUGAGAUACAGACUGACAAUCAGCGCUAGGAAGCUACUUCAUGCUCCAUCAUUACCCGCGUUUCGGAAUAGAUAGAAGUCACGAGACGCGCUCCUCCAACCUCGCCCAGUGCUCUGAAUCCUAAGUGGUCAUCAUCAGCGAGAAGAACCUUCCACGAGGAGAGAGAUCUUCUCCUGCGUGAGCUAGUCGCCAUGCACAUAUGCCGAGAUGUAUACGCACUGGACGAUGUCAGAUCGCAUGUUCGUGUACGCUAAUGAACGAUCGACACCUGUCGACCUUUCUAAGUGUAGGCCUUUUGAG
Molecule: messenger RNA, 670 nt
Organism: Stereum hirsutum FP-91666 SS1
Lineage: Eukaryota; Fungi; Basidiomycota; Agaricomycetes; Russulales; Stereaceae
Exons: 4
Coding region: 22-399 (125 amino acids)
Biological process (GO): attachment of spindle microtubules to kinetochore; mitotic cell cycle
Cellular component (GO): mitotic spindle midzone; mitotic spindle pole body; DASH complex
Source: RefSeq, a predicted model, not a curated record